AUGCUUCAUGAAGUAGAUCCGGAAAAGCCCACUCAAAAACGGCGAGUUUCUUGCCUGUCGCGGUGUGCAUUGGCCUGGCUGCCUCAUGUCUUUCUCCUUGCGAUCUACACGGCGGUCUUCUUGACGUGGCCCAUGUUUCGUCCUACGUAUAGUCCAGGAGUGGUUGAGCGAACAAAUACCCCCUGGACAGCUCGAUUUGACGGCACAUUCCUUGAGCUGGGCGACUUUUUCAAUCUGUCGGAGACCAGGGAGCCCAGUGCUGGAGCCGUGGCAGCUAUGAAUACAGUUCAACAAUAUGGGCUUCACGAUAUCCCCUUGGAGGAAGCGAACUUUGUGCGAGUGUCAACUGCGCACGUCGAAAGCACUGACCCGGGAGAUCCGCGGGUUCUCUCGAAACUCCAUCGGCUUCAUUGCUUGCACGUCCUCUGGAGAAGAUGGCAUAACCAAAUGACGGCAGAAGAAUCGGUUACUACGAUUGUGACCGAGCCACAUGACAAUCACUGCUUUGCAAUUCUUCGCUACGGGCUCAUGUGCGAAGGGGAUAUCCAGUUGAAGCAGGUUGGGUGGCCGGCGACGGAGCACAUGCGUGCCGGAUAUAUAGACGUCGAUCGGUACUGCUCUGAUCCAGAGAAAGAUGGGAUCGAGAGAGAGGUUACAGGGAGCUGA
Messenger RNA from Aspergillus steynii IBT 23096, 666 nucleotides. RefSeq lists its product as uncharacterized. Gene Ontology annotation, biological process: mycotoxin biosynthetic process. The transcript has 5 exons. Bases 1 to 666 code for a protein of 221 amino acids. The record is from RefSeq and is a predicted model, not a curated record. NCBI's taxonomy places the organism in Eukaryota, Fungi, Ascomycota, Eurotiomycetes, Eurotiales, Aspergillaceae.